AACUGAAAAGAGGGGGUUCAUCAUUUGACUUACCUACCGGUAACAUCAUUUUCAAAAAGUGCCAAGCAAAACCCUCCCUUUUCUUCGAUUUUGGCGCAGGAAAACGCUAAUUUCUGCGUCCAAAAUCACCAUUCUCCUCAAUAGUUUUUGAAACUAUUAAUCCAAACGAAUAAAUUAAUUUAAUUACAGGGUUAAUCAAAAAGCUAGUGUCACUUUGGAGGCCGUUGUUUGAGCAUAUGCAACUUUCUUGUUUAUCCGAAGAUCGUAUAUUCAUAUCGAGCCAUUCAUCCAAGUAUUCGGUCAUGUAAUAGUGAAGAAUUUCAUAUUAUAAUUGGUGUAAUCAUGGGUUGUUUUUGUUCAACUUCUUCAAAAAAUUUUAAAAAACUGCCUUCUUUUGAUGCUGCCGAGCUUGCUGCCGAGACCCCUUUUACUGUUAAUGAGGUGGAAGCUUUAUAUGAGCUAUUUGGGAAACUAAGCAGUUCUAUGGAUGAUGAUGGGCUUAUAGGAAAGGAUGAGUUCCAUCUAGCUUUAUUCAGAAAUCACGAUAAGCGGAACUUGUUUGCAGAUCGAAUAUUUGAUCUUUUCGACGUGAAUAGGAGUGGGCAUAUUGACUUUAGCGAGUUUGUUCGUUCGCUGGGUGUGUUUCAUCCGAAAGCUCCUCAAGCGGACAAAGUUCUGUAUGCUUUCAAAUUGUAUGAUUUAAGGCGGACGGGCUUCAUUGAACGCGAGGAGCAGUUGAAGGAGAUGGUUUUGGCGCUUCUUCAUGAAUCUGAUCUUGAACUAUCGAACGAUAUAAUCGAAUCGAUGGUAGAUAAGACGUUCACUGAAGCAGAUAGUAAAGGUGAUGGUAGGAUCGACCAAGAAGAAUGGAGAGAAUAUGUAGACAAAAACCCGUCGUUAUUGAAGAACAUGACUCUUCCUCAUUUAAUGGACAUAACUUUGAGGUUUCCAAGCUUUGUGAUGAACAGUCAGGUAGAGGAGACGUACACGACAGGCUAAAACCGUCUUUUUCGUACGCGAUCGUGUAAAAAAUGUAUCCAAGUGUGAAAGAGCCUUCCUUCCUUACUUUUAUAGGAGCAGUUAAGAUAAAACUUGGUUCUGUUUCAUUAUUUUUGAUGCUUCUUUCAUCAGCUUUCAUGUGCCUAUUUCUAGUUUGGUACUUGGGGAGUUAAAUGUUAGCCACUACAUGAUGGACAGAAACAUGAAUAAAAAUGUUGAUUUUGGAAGCCUCUA
Helianthus annuus (common sunflower) is the source of this 1233-nucleotide messenger RNA. RefSeq names its product calcineurin B-like protein 4. The record is from RefSeq and is a predicted model, not a curated record. Bases 343 to 999 code for a protein of 218 amino acids. NCBI's taxonomy places the organism in Eukaryota, Viridiplantae, Streptophyta, Magnoliopsida, Asterales, Asteraceae. Gene Ontology annotation, biological process: calcium-mediated signaling. Gene Ontology annotation, molecular function: calcium ion binding; kinase binding. The transcript has 9 exons.